This is a messenger RNA of Diabrotica balteata, 546 nucleotides long. The record is from the annotation of a GenBank genome assembly. Lineage: Eukaryota; Metazoa; Arthropoda; Insecta; Coleoptera; Chrysomelidae.
UAACUUUGUCAGCUAACGUUUGUUAUAUACAUAUCGAAAAUGGUUCUUUCCGGAAAAUAUACUGUUAUUGAUGAAGAUAACUUUCAAAAUUAUAUCAAAGCAGUCGGGUUCAAUGGUCAGUAUCUGAAAUAUACAAUUGAGUUUCAUCAAGAUGGCGAUAAAGUCAAAAUUAACGAAUUUUAUGGCGAGAAAUCUCCCAGCGAGGUUAUCAUAGGGGGAGAAGUCGAGGAAAUGAGUAUAACAGGAAGUAAAGUUAAGGCCAUGGAGUACCAUAAACCAGCAUAUCAAUGUGUUAUAGACCUGAUGAAGGCUUUUGAUCGCAUCCAAGUCGAAGACGUCUUACACCUACUGUAUAAAAAAAACAUACCAAUCAAUAUUAUACAAACCAUCGAAAACAUCUACUUCCAUAAUCGAAUACAGGCAAAGAUAAAUGAAAAACUAACACCCUGUAUAUCAGUACAAACAUACGGAGUCAGACAAGGUGACUCGUUAAGCCCACUUUUCUUUAAUAUAAUAAUGGACGAAAUAAUAAAAAAAAAUACGUAA